AUGCUUUGGUCAUUCAAACCCGGUCACAGUUUAACGCCUCAAUCAGAAGCAAUUUUAGAAAUCAUCAAACAUAGUCUUUGUUCAUUUCACUUAGUCUGUCGAACCGUGCCCGAGUUUACACAAAUUUAUGAAAGAACUCACUUUGUUGAAAAUUUUAUUCCAUCUUUAAUGGCUUUGACAAAAAUUACUAGAUUCAUUGAAUUCGAAUGGUAA
Molecule: messenger RNA, 213 nt
Organism: Mucor mucedo
Lineage: Eukaryota; Fungi; Mucoromycota; Mucoromycetes; Mucorales; Mucoraceae
Exons: 1
Coding region: 1-213 (70 amino acids)
Source: RefSeq, a predicted model, not a curated record